Molecule: messenger RNA, 3750 nt
Organism: Leptonychotes weddellii (Weddell seal)
Lineage: Eukaryota; Metazoa; Chordata; Mammalia; Carnivora; Phocidae
Source: RefSeq, a predicted model, not a curated record
UGUCCCUCCCCCCAGCUCCAGUAUAUGUCCUCCCUGACACAUGGAUCCGCUUUUUCCUGCCUCGAAACCCCUUGUCCUUCCCUGGAGGUACUCAGCCUAUUCUAGUUAUGUGUGCUUCGUGUGGGGGUGUCUAGGAAGAGCAGGGUCUGCAGUGGGACCUCACUUCACUCCCAGCUGCACUGUGGCCUAGCUGUGUGCACGUAGGUCAAUUAUCACCGCUCUGAUACUCCGUUUUCUCAUCUGUAAAGUGGGAGCUAAUAGCAUAUCAUGACUUAAGGUCAGUUUUUAGGAGGAGUCAAAAGAUGAUUGCAUGUCAAGGCUUAGCGUAGUUUCUGGAAUGUGCGGAGUGCUCAGGCAGCAGUGGUUUUCCAAUAAUUUGUGGCCAGGCCUCGUCUUCGGGGUCUGCCUCCACGGGGCCAUCUGCGGAGUCUCGCCCAUCCCUUGAUGGUGCCAAGGGCUGCUGGAAUCGCAUAUGACUUGAACAGAACGCAGGUCACAGCCCCUUGAUCUGGUGGGAGGGGCACCGUGGUCCCGGUCAGGAUGAUUUGGAGGAUGUCCCACGGCCCUCGCUUUGACAGCUGAGGUCCCCUAAGCUGGACUUAGGCUUGAGGGGCUAAGUCAUCUCCUGUCACCGGGGAGGCCCCUACUUCCUGCUGAACAGAGCCAGAGCGUGUCUUCUAGAAGCUGGUCCAGCCAGUGCCCAGGCCUUUAGCGGAGACUGGUUGAAAGGAAAUGUAGGGCGAAUGCAGUGAAGCUCAGGCGGCAGCUGGGAAAGAGAACCUGACGCGCCCUGGGAAGCCCUCUGGGGCACCCCCGCUCUGUCCCCGCAUGUCCACGCUUCAGGUUCCUCCCCUGCCUUUCGGCACGUCUGUACCUCAAGCUGUUCCUGGGCAUGGAGCCACCACGUCCCUGUUGCCCCAAACACAGGAGCAGGUCUUGCCCCCCCUCCCCAGUGACAGUCUUUGCUGGUUUUUCUCUUGCAGCCAGACGCCACUCCAGGGUCCGGCCCAAGGUCACGGGCCUGAGCUACGCCUGCCCGACCCCCGCCCUCAGCCGGCCCCUGAAUGAGACGGCUCUGACCCCCCUGGCGGAGCAGGAGGGCGAGGCCUACCUGGAGAAGUGCGGCGGUGUCCGGCGGCACACGGUGGCCAACGCCCACUCGGACAUCCAGCUGCUGGCGAUGGCCACCAUGAUGCACUCGGGCCGGGGUGAGGAGCCUGGCGGGGAGGACGAGGGCCUGCUCCUGCCGCCCAGCUUCUCGCCAACGCACCGGCAGUGCUCCAGCGAGCCCAACAUCACCGACAGCCCCGAUGCCCUGCAGCAGGGGGCCGCGGGCAGCCAGGGGGACUCCGAGCUGAACUGUGCUUCCCUCGGCUGAAUGCCCACCCCCAGGACCUCCCAGCCCCGGCCCGACCACUGGCGGGAGCAGGCUCCGUGCCCCGGGCAGGGGCGGGUGGGGCAGAGCUCCCCAAGGGGCUCCUCCUGGAGGCCUAGUCCAAGUGUCCUGGUUGUGAACCUCUCCGUUUUCGUGACUGUGACCCCCCUCUUGGCAGCCACACAGACCCAACUGCCUGAUGCUCACUUUCUGCUUGCCUGACUCCGGAUCCUCCUCUGCGGGCCCUGCCCCCAGAUCAGUGCUGUCCACGCUCCGACCAUAUCGCCCAGGGCCGCUGGCUUGAUGAUCGCGGGAGGUCGGCUGAGCCGCACACAAAGCCCACAGGGAUGCAUUGGCCUCCGGAGAUCCCCUGUAGGUUCUUGUGAUGCGGGGCUGCCAGGAGAAAAGAGGUGGUAGAGCGGUACCCCUCCUCCCCUGCUCUGGGUGGAGCGAAAGCAGGCAGCGGCCCCUGCCAAGCACGACGCUGGGAGCGUGCCUUCCUGUUUUACUUUCAGAAUUCCUGGAAAAGAGUUGUCCCUCUGGUGGGUGAGGGUCAUUCCGCUCGGUAUCCAGAUCCUACAUGCCGCCUUUGACUUUUGGCCCCGGGGGGCCACCCGGCUGGAGAAACGUCCUCUUUGAUGAAGCCUCGGCACUCUCCUCUCUGGCCUCCUUCCAAGCUCAAGGAACUAACCUCCCUGGUGGAGUAGCUGGUGCCUUUGUUCCGCUCUGAUUUCAGAAACUGACCAUUUUCCUGUUAUGGGUGCGGGGCCAGUGGAUGCCAACCAAGUAGUCUGUUCCUGGAUUUGACUUGAAUUUUUUUAAUGCGCAUCGUUUCAAAAAAAAAUUUGUUUGCAAAUAUUUGCACGUAGGUUCUUGCAUUGCUCAUUUCCAAGGGCGUGUGUCUUCAAACUAGAAAAUAAACAACCCCCCCCCCCCCCACUUAGGAAAAGAGCCUGGAAGUGGUUCAGGGUGCAGGUGAUCCGUGGUGGGCAGGGCUCAUCAGCUGCAGAGUGCUGGAAGCAGCUGGACUUAAAUCCAAAAUGGCCUGUGUUUGUGAGCAUCACGGUCCAUAGCACUGAGUUAGGGAGGCUCCGUUUGCCUCAAGAGCAGAGGGUCAUAGCAAAUGCAAUGUCUCAGUGCUUUAUAGUAGGGGAAGAUGGGGGGAGAUGUGGGCAGGACCUUUUGGAGAGAGGUUCGUUCCCUGUGAUUAAAGAAGUGCCUGGAAUUUCUAACAUCUGAGCUCUCAAAAUGCUGUUUGGGGCAGCAGGCUUUGGUACUGUGCUGAAUCCUUAACACUGUUCCCUCUGGGUCUGGGCUUUUUAUCCACCUAGAAGCCCUCUUCUCUUUGUAUUUGCCUGUUGGCCCCACCAAUAACAGCUCCAGAAAAAAGAGAAGGCUUUCCCGAGUCCUUCUGGUACCUUCUAGGUGUCCUGUUAGUCUUUGGAAACUGUUAAUGAGACAUGAGCCAGCUUGGCUUCCAAUAUGGCAGGAGGUGGCUGGGAGAGGACGAGGACAGUGUGAGCUGCCAGCAGGGAAGGCGGCCUUCUAAGCAUAUCUAAGUCUUGACGGCACAUCCCUUCUGGGUGAAGAGCUGGAAUAUGACCAGAGUCAUGCUUUGGAUAGCUUGUACUUUUGGAAAGUUAGUUUAAAACGUUGUCUCAUUUUUAUUCUUCUAAGAGAACGUGGAAAGAAAUGUCCAAAGGAGACCUUCUGAGAAUUUCAAACAAAAAAUAAGGUCUGUGUAUGUGUUGGAUGAAGUCCACAAAUUGACUAACGUGCAUUAGCAAUAGAACAUCAGUAAGUAACAACAUGAUGAUUUAUUUGACUGCUGGUGUCUGUGCUUACUGGCACUCGGGACUAGUAUUUAUCGAUCCAGGCGAAGUCAUUAAUCAUGCUUGGGUAUGCUUCUUUAGUUUCCAACGUUAAUGAUACACACGCUUGUAAAUGCCUUGUCCUUAUACUAAAUGCCCCUGAUGAGGCCAGCAACCAUCGGUUAAACACGUGAGCGCUCAGGCUGAGAACGGGAGUGUCAGUGUAGACCCAGUGUACUUAAUUGCUGGCUGUGAGCCAGUUUACAACUUCACCUUUGAUGUCUCUGCCUGAUCCUGUGCCGUGGGUAUUUCAGACUGUACAGAGACACUUUUGUUGAUGUUGAUGGGCAUUUUAGCCAUCAGACCUGUCGCGAGCGCGACGGUGGUGGUGCUGGCAAGCACUUUUUCGCCCCUUUAUGAGACGAAGCUAGGAUCUUCUGGUGGCUGCGUUUUAAUGACAGGAAGCUAUCACGACUGCAAGCUCUGGGUGAGCUCACAAACCAAAAACCUUUCAUGUUGUCUGUUUCCAAAAUAGAUUCAAUAAACAUCAUUUUGUACACGUCA